GGUACCAUUUACUCUUCAUGCUUUCACUUUAGAAGGACAACUCUACCGGUGUCAAGGAAAAGUCAUGUCGUUAGUUGUUGAUUCAGUCCAAGCCACACUAGGAGCUUCAGAGCCAUGGCCAGAUGAUGUAUGCCUGUUUCAGCAAUAUCAAGUGGAACAAAUCACACUGCCAGACUAUGCACAGUGUCUGGCCGUUCGCACUUUCCUGCACAUGAACGGACUGCGUUUUCGGGUUGAACAGCGGACAAAUGCGGAGGAGAUGUCACCCUCUGGCAAGGUGCCAUUUAUACAGGUUGGCCUGUACCUAGUUUCGGAGAUGGAUCCGAUUGUUGCUUUUGUGGGCACCAAGGGCUUCAGUCUGAGCCGAGAGUUGUCGGACACUGAGCGGUCUGAGAUGAGAGCGUACAUGUCUAUGGUGGAGAAUAUCUUGGGGAACGCAGAGCUCUAUAUGGCCUGGCUGAAUGCAGAAAUUGCUACUGAGGUGACCAAACCCCGCUACGGCUGUUCCUUUCCAUGGCCCCUCAGGUGGAUUUUGCCCUGGAGCAAACAGAGAGAAAUCCGCGCUCGUCUUAAGUCCAACGAUUGGGCUGAUAAAAGCUUGGAUGAGGUCUGUGCUGAGGUGAAGGUGUGCUGCCAGGCUCUGUCCGAGAGAUUAGAGAAGAAAGAGUUCUUCUUUGGAGACAGACCUACAGAGCUGGAUGCGCUGGUCUUUGGUCAUCUCUACACUCUGCUGACCACCAUCCUACCCGGGGGCCACUUCACCGCUGUGCUCCGAGACUUUGAGAACCUGGGAAAGUUCUGCAAGAGGAUAGAAGACAGCUACUUUCGUCUGGGAGGGUUCGAUUGAUUCACUCAAAAAAUAUUUUUGUUUUAAGUUUUAGUCUGUGGGGAGGGUUCGAUCGAUUCACCUAAAAUUUUUGUUUUAGUUGUUCGGGGCAUUUUUUUAAAUUUGUGAAUUUCUGGGUUUAUCUCAGUUCUGGAUGUGUUUUUUGCUGUCGUAGAGAGAUGAUGUGAUAUGAAUGGGUUUAUGGGUUUGUGUGAAUCUCUUUAAGGUGUUGGGGAACUGGGAGAGGGGUGGCAAGUGUGGAGAUUGGGUAAUUGAGUGGUGAGAAUGAGAUGAUUGAAGGUUUUUCGUUCCAUCUUGGUGUAAUAUCAUGUGUAUCCAUGACUGUUUCCUGAUAUUUCGUACGAAUAGUGAAAGGCUAAAAAGACUUUCUGAAAAGCUGUUAUAUAUUUUUAGUAUAGUGGUCUCCAGCUAAUAGCUCAAUGAGAAGAAGAAAAAUCAAUGAUGUACCGAGACAAUUCAACAGAAUACUAAUUUUACAUUAGGCCUUAUUCAUAGUUUGCUUAGUAACAUGUUGGUAUAAGAUGUCCUUUUCCUGUCAUCUGAGGUGUGUGCUAAUAGCUGGAGACCCUUGUGUGUUCGCCAAGCUGUUGGAUUGUUGCUGUUUUUUUUGUCUUGUGGAAAAGUAUUAAAAAGCUGUUUUGCUUAUUUCCACAUACAUUUUGUAUGUUGUUUGUGUGUAUGUGUGUGUCUGUGUUUGUGUGUGUGUGUGUGUCAAUGUGUCUCUGUAUGUGUAAGUGUGUGUCACGCUGAAAGAGUGGAAGACAAGAGAUAGAGUAGAAAAGUGAAAACGAGAAAGAGGGGGAAGAGAAGUGAAGGCUGUGUAAGACGAAGAAAGAGAGUGAGAGCUUGGUCUAGUGAGUCUGGUACUGUGAGUCAGUCUGUGCUGUGCUUUACUGUUUUAAAGAUAUUCAAGAAUUUGAUAUUGGAAAUUGAUGCAAAGCGUAAAACUUCCGUCUGCCUGCUGUUCAGUUUCCCUCGUUAUGUUGGUAAUGAUAAAAAGUUUUGCAACUUGUUUAUGAAGCUAACCUAACUCUGUAAGGAGCAGCUAGCAACUAUAUUUUUUUCUUAUGAUUUUUUUUCGGAGAAUGUAGAUGAAUUGGUAAGAGUAAAGUUGGACCCCACAUUUUGAGCGGCAUGACAUAUUGAGCAACAUCCGGGGUCACCGUGGGGGGGGGUCUCAACUAUAGCAUACAGGAGCAGGGAACAGCGGGCUGUGAUUAUGGAUGUGCACAAAGACAUGGAGGGUUAAACUUUACUUUUAUCGAUGAAGGAUUUCAGAAAAUUCAAUUGUCAGACUUUUAAAUUAGAUAUUUCUAAACAUUUUCUUGUGUAUUUGAUAAAAAAUUUCACAAAUGUGUUGCAUCAUGGUGAAAUCAGGCGCUUGCCAAAAUGAUGAAAUCAAAGAAACCGACAUUUUUUCACUCUUUUGGCGAUCUCUUUUAUAUCCAUUUAAAAUGUAGAUUUCUGUGUGGAUUUUACUGAAAAAUGUUGAUAGAAGUUAACACCAUUUGACAAUCAUUUUCUCACUAAAUUUACUUCCUGAACUAGGUGACCCCCACCUCCUUCAAUCACAAAUAUAUCUCAACUUCUAUUCAAGACAGAUCAAAAGCAAGAUGAAUGAACAAACUUUAAGAUGAUACUAAUAACUCUAUGUGCCCAAAAAUUGACAAGCCCCUGAUUCCAUCACGUUGUGUCACAUGUAUAUAUAACUAUUUCAUCUCUCAGCAUGUUCAGCCUCGCAAAUUUCCCCUUUGAUUAAUGUGUGUGUCUCUAAUUUGUUCGAAAAAUGUUCGUCAGUGAAGAAAAUUAAUUCUAAGGGUGGAAGUGUUGUAUGUGUAACGGUUUUGUGUUGGUCUUUUUUUUUAAUACAUAAUUAUUGGUGCUCUGUGAUAGGUAGAAAGGAUUGAUAGUAUUUUUUCUGGAGUACAGAGUUGUGAAUGUGUGAGCCUGUGGCUAUUUAUUCAUAUAUUAUGGGAACAACUUUUAUUUUUCACACUUUCCUUUUGUGCAGUUGCAGAACAGUUUUGUGAGUGUCUUCUGGUUUAAGUCAAAGGAAGAAAAAAAAAAGGACCACAUUUUUGUCACAAUGUGCCAUCACUUUCAAAUGGGUGUGAUACUUUUCUACCAGCUGUCACGUGUUUCCUACCUGAGUAGAGUGAAGUGGAAGGUGAGAAAGAAAAUUUUGCUGGUGUCAAGUGCAUUUCCUCCCUCUCUCCAUAUGUAUCUGCUCUUCCUCUUCAUUGGUAGAUCUAUCCACUCUCCAUCUCCGUAUGUUACAGUAUCUGCUCUCCAUCUCCAUCGAUGUAUCUGCUGCCCUUCUCUACAAUAUGCUAUUGGAUAAUCACCUUCAACUUCAAGUGGGAAGGAAACCGUCAAAAAAAAAAAAAA
Molecule: messenger RNA, 3235 nt
Organism: Aplysia californica (California sea hare)
Lineage: Eukaryota; Metazoa; Mollusca; Gastropoda; Aplysiida; Aplysiidae
Product: metaxin-2
Exons: 9
Coding region: 65-847 (260 amino acids)
Biological process (GO): mitochondrion organization
Cellular component (GO): SAM complex
Source: RefSeq, a predicted model, not a curated record